AACAUAAACAGUGAAAAGUUUGAAAUUUGCUACAGCAACUUAGUGAGCAUUUUUUAAAUUUCGAAUAUUAAUUCAAAAAAUGUGUUUUUUGACCAAUUUUAAUUUAACAUGUGCAUUUUAAAAAAUAAAUAAUUUUUUUGUUUUUAAAUAAAAGUGUAAACCAAAAGUGAACUACGAAAAAGAGGAAAAUCGAAUUAAGCAUUUCGAAAACGGUGCUAUGUAUAAAAUUGUGAAAAUGCAACCUAUUUUCAUCGAAAAUGCGGUCAAAAUGAUCAACAAUUCAUUUGGUGACGUUGAAUUGUUGUCAUUUAUCGGUUAAACCAAAAUAAAAAUCGUCAACACGAGGCUAAUUUAUUUGUAUUUAUCAAAAGUAGAAUGGUAGAUCCGCACCAAGUGUUAAUUGACAAUGGGAAUAACUCGACGAAAAUCAGCGACACACCAAAUCAGCCAACAAAUUUGAUACAGAUGAAUGAUUCUGAUACGUCGAAACAAAAACAAAAUCAAGAAUUGCAACAGAGUUUCGAAGUGAAUAGUGUUGCGAGUGGUACUUGUGAAGUGACUAAAAUUUAUGAAAAUAGACAAAAUGCAUACGUUAAACAGGACCAUUAUGACGAGAUAAUGUGCGGUCCAUUGGCACGAAAUUGCACCGAUUCAACAAUAAAAUCAGACGAUAAUAACAGUGCGAUUGCAAAUAAUAAUACAUUUAGUUUAGUUGAUGAUGCUCAGAAUGGUGACGACAACAGCUCAUUGAUAUCGAACAAUUUUUCGAACAGAGACAUUGAACCAAUAAAUAUUAGUGGCGCGAAUAAAGUGUGUGUAAUUGUGACGACUAAUAAACAAGUAAGAGAAUCGGAUGAUUCAUAUAGCCAGCAAACGCUACCUUCGACAUCCAUCAAUUCAGCUGACACCGAAACGCAAGAGUUUUCAGCUGAAUUUCAACAAUCAAACAAAACCAUUGCAUUGGAUAAUAAUCACAUUGAUGUGACUAUUUCCGAUUCACCAAGCAAAAUGGAUUCUAGAAAAGUGGAACCAUUGAGGAUAAAUAUUAAUCGGGAUCCGAUUAAAACAAAAAUUAAAUUGGGACCGCCGCCAGAAGAUCGUCAAAGUAUGUCACCUAAAUCUUCAUCAUCCAGUACGGCUGGUAACGAUGACGAUGAUGAUGACAACGAAAUGCCACAUGAAAAUCAACAAUCAUACCCGAAAAUCAUAAUAAAGCCCAUUGUUAAGCCACCAACGGAAUUUGAACACCAUCAUAAUCAUAGUGCGGGUUCACAUGUGCCGUCAUCAUCACAAGAAGCAAUACCAAAAUUGAAAAUAAAAAAAAUUGAUUCAAAUAAUAUUAACAGUAAUCUGACACCGUUGCCAACGCAUUCGGCAGCUUCGAAUAAUGACGAUAUCAGUGGCAAUUACCAAACACAUUUACUAUCUGAAUCGAGUUCCAGUGUGCCUAAGUUAGCUACAGCGCGUAGCUCAACGACAAAUUUAUCGAUCGGUUCAAAUAGUUAUGAUGAGAGCAAUUGCACAGUAUCCAAUGAAGUGGUUCCCAAGGUGACAAUUAAGCUAGAUAACCAUAAUCUACACAGUGCGGCUGGAGAAUCACCGAGAAGUUUAGUAUCCAAUGCUGGAGUUAAAUUGACGCUUAAACCAAUAGCUGAACCACCACUUCCAAGAUUUACGAUAACCAAUGCGUUCAACGAUACCGCAAAAGUGGUGAUACUGAAUAAUAGUGAACAAACAGAUGAAUCAAGUGAUGAAUUACCGUCACAGCCACCAUCAAGUCAACCAUCACCGAAUGACAAAGUAUCAUCACGAAGUGAAUAUGCAACGCAUGCAAUUACAUCAACAUCAUCCUCAUUUUCUGGCCCAAAUGCUGAAGAUAAUUUAUCGACAUGUAGCUCUGGAUCAUCUUCAAGUUACAGCAGUAGUUCAAGCACUGCCAAUGCAAAUAAUGACAUUAAAUUAAUUAUAAAAGCGACAUCAACCGGCGGUUGUGUUGUGAGUCCGAAUCCAUCAGUCAUGCGAAAUUCUCCAUCGUCUACGAAAUCUGCAAACAAUCUAAAAGUUUCAAGUAGUGGAGAACAGUCAAAAUUAAAUAACAUAACUUCAAAUGUAGUAACAUCAUCGACAGUGAACUCAAAUGAUUCGAUUCCAAAACUGAAUAUCAAGCUGUCCAACAUAGAUUAUCCUCAAGUGAUUCACAAUGAAACCGAACAAAAUGAAACGCGAAACGAGAUUGGCCGAACAGAAUCACCAUUGCCGAAACAAACAAAACGUAAGACACACGAUGAUAAUAUUGUUAUACCAAAGGUAACAAUCAAACCCGUGGUCAAUCCAAAUGAAAAUCUGAAGCAAACAAAUUCUGGAGCGCAAUUAGUGACACCAAAAAACAUACUAAAAUCAAUACCAAAAUCAAUUGAAAAACCACUGGAAAUAAUAACGUCGGGGCAGAAUAGUCCAUUUAGAAAUUCAGAAAAUGAAAGUCAACAAUCGCCGAGAAUUAUUCUGAAGAUAAAUAAAAAUUCAACGUCACAAACAAAUGAUGCGUCAACGCUAACAUCAACAACGAUUAUUGCCGAAGAGCCAAUUGCACGUGAUGAUUCAUCGCAAGCAGCCAAACAAAAUGAGUUGAAGCGAUCAAAUCAUGAAUCGGAUAAUGUUCUAGCUAAGAAACAAAAACUCGGCACCGAUAUUGUACAAUUGCUUAGCUCGGACUCAGAACCAGAUGAUAUGAUUGACGAGCAACCAACAACAAAUAAUAACCAUAAUGAUUCGAAUCAAAAUCAAUCGAAUAUCAAAAGAGAUUCAAUUGUACACGAAAUCGCACCAACACCGCCAAUCUCAUUUGAUACAAAUUCUGGCUUGCGAUCGAUUCUCACGCGACCUCAAUUAAAAAUUCAACCGCAACCAAUACAAAACUUUUUACAAACUCUACCUCCGUUUAAAAGUACCAGUGAUAGUAGCUCGAAAAUAAAUGACGUUAUCGAUCUUUGUGAUCAUGAUAGUAACGAUCAAAUGAUUGAUGUCCCAUUAGAUGAAGAGUCUACGUCAAAAGAACAUACAUUGUUGGAUACAAAACAAAAUCCAGAAUUGAUUGAUACAAAUAAAACGUCUGCGAGCAAACAAAAUCGAAAUUCGGAACAAAGCAAAAAAUCUAGUUAUAAUUGGCAGUAUUUCUACAAUGAAAGUGAAAAAGAACAAAUCGAACCAAUACAUCCAUUACUUCAACAAGAUAUUGAACGAGCUAAUGUGUUGGCUGCCAUGAUGGAAGCAGCCAACAACAAAGAACGAUCAACUAAUGGAAGCAACAAUAAUAAUAUGGCAAAAACUGAUGAAUUUAAUCAAACAUCUACCGCUCAGAAUUUGCUAAUGGAAAACGAAGGCUCUGAUUCAGAUUGCAUUGUAAUCGAAGACACUGCAUCUGAUCCAUUUACGAAUGAAUUCGGUGAUGGUGAGAAUUCGGCUGAACAAAACGGUCGUAAAAAAGAGUGUAUCGAUCGUGAUUCAGGUGUUGAUGUAUCAAAUUCAGUAAAAUCGAUAAAUGAAGAAGAUGCUACGCCAGUUGUAAAACGACCGCGUGGACGUCCACGCAAAGGAACAACACCCAAAACGAUCGAAAAAAAACCAGCUAAAACUCCGGGUAAAAAACGUAAAUUUGCAGGUAUUUUAAUGUCUCAAGAAAAUGCACAAAUUGAAGAGCCCACCUUAGAAGUGAAUACAAUUGCAGCAGAAUCACUUACAUCAAUGGCACCUCUAGAACAGGUUCCGGUUGAUAUACCCCCAGUACAAUUAGAUCCUCAAGAAGACAUAGCCAAUACGAUUCAAGAAAGAGCUGAUGUUCUAGCAACAUCUGACUCGAUGACAAUCACGUCGACCACAGCACCAAUAGCAAUGGAUACAAGUGAGAAUGAUACCUAUGAAUCACCGAUUCAACCGAUACAAUCGUCAGAAAAAGACAUCGAACAAACCGAAUUGUGUGUAGGAGUUGAUGUAUCGAUGAACGAGCUCAUCGCUACUCCGGUAUCAGGACAGUCAUCAUUUGAUAAGACGGUAGGCCUAAUAUCACCAACAACACCAAGUGUGCCGAAAGAACGGAAAAAGAGAAUUAUAAUCGAUGACGAUGACGAGUCACCAACAUUUAAUCCAUUACGAAGUACUAAAAAGUCCAGGGGUAAAAACCGUCGAAGUCGACACAAUUUAUUGUCAAAAAAACAGCGAAAAGUCCAACUAUUAUCACCAUCUGAUAAAGCGAAUGAAAAUGCAGUAUUCACAUCACCCGAAGGAAUCGAAUUACGAAAAGUGGCACCAAAAGACACAACAACACCAGGAUUACAAUUAGUAUUCGAAGAAGAUACACGGAUGAGUGCGGAUUCAUUAUUUGCAUCCCCUUCGAUUAGAACAACGGAGUUCCUUCAAAAUGACGAAUCACAGAGUUCAUUACAUAGUAGUACAAGUGCAACUGUUGAAAAUUCAACAAAGAAAAUACGGUCAAAAAUCGAAGUAGUCGAUCCUGAAGGAAGAACGGAAUUCACGGUUGAUAUGAUAGCCGAAUAUGAUUGGCCACCGCCAAAAGGAUGCUGCCCGUCUCGAAAUCGUGAUACAUACAUGAUCCAGGAGCAGAUUGCUGAGUAUUUGGGUGUAAAAAGUUUCAAACGAAAAUAUCCAGAUUUGCCACGUCGCAUGGUGGAAAUGGAAGAGCGAAACUAUCUGAUGGAAAAAGGGCUAGUAUCGGAGAAAAUGUGCGAUUUGGGAUUAACAGCCGUUCUCGCCAGUGACAUAUUAGAUAUUAUGAACAAUGACUUUUUUGAAAAGUACGAGGAAUAUCGGAGGUACUUACGAGAGAAACAAAUCCGAGACUUGGCCGCACGACAAAAGCAGAUGCAGGCCGGAAUUCUGGGCAAAAGUUUGAGUGCACGUGAAAAUGCUAUGCGAGCAGCAUCAAUGUGGAACACAGACUUUAAUCGAUCGAGAAAGGAAAAUCGACUCGAAUGUCUAGAUUUACAGAACUUCGUUAUACAAGUACCCGAGAUUCAUCGGAAUCGACAAAACCGUCCUGCAACGAAACCUUCACAUUAUCCAGUUGCAUUGGUUCCAGGCCAAUUCCAAGAAUACUAUCGCAAAUAUAGUCCCGCUGAAUUAUUAUGUUAUCCAAUCAACACAGUUCUAGCAGAUCCGUAUCAAUUGGAUCAAAAACUACGGGAGUAUUAUAACAAAACGCGUCGUACUCAUUACAUCAGUGAUGAAGAAAGUGGAAAUGACAGUGACAGUGACAGUGACAGUAGUUGUUCAUCAAAUAGUGAUAGUGAUGACUCCGAUAGUUCAGAUGAUUCAACGAGUUCAAGUGACGAGUCAACUGAUGAUGAAACUACAGUUAAAUUGGAAGUAGAAAACAAAGCAAAUGUUGAUAAACCACCGAAAGAGGAAACAAAAUCAGUGCCGAAAAUUCCCAAAAGUGAAAGAAACAAAUGUCAAGUUUGCAGUGGACCAGAACGUUGCAAUCAGCAGAAAAAACCAGAGAUAUUUGUUAGCUGUACACAUUGUAAAGGGAAUGCACAUCCAUCCUGCUUAAAAAUGUCUGCACGAAUGGCGCGUCGUGUCAAUGAGUAUGCAUGGCAGUGUAAAAACUGCAAAAAUUGUAUUAAAUGUCGACGUAGUGAAAACGAAGACAAAAUGCUUUUCUGUGAUCAAUGUGAUCGUAGUUAUCAUAUUUAUUGUAUCGGAUUGAGAAAAGUUCCAAAUGGCAAAUGGCAUUGUGCAGUUUGUACCGUAUGUACACUUUGUGGUGCUCGACGUCCAGAGGGUCACAACAAUCCAAAUUUGACAGUACAACAAAAGCAAAAACUCUUAGCCGUUGCCAAAUGGACUCAUGAAUAUCAAGUGAAUCCGACGACAGGUGAAGAGGAACACGUAUCUAUGUUGUGUACAUCGUGCAUGGCUAUUAAACACAGUGCAGCUAAAAAUGUCUACUUUAAUUAAAAUUGUAUAACAAGCAAAACUAUUGCAAUGUGCAAAAUCACUGUGUGCAAUCGAACCAAUAAAUUAUGGAAGAUAUUCAAUGAAUAUCGAAUGAAAAUCAGCCAUGGCAUCAACAAUAUUUCAAAAUAAUAAUAAAAAAAAAGUAUAUAUGCUUCUGAAGAGAAAAGGAAGUUGUGCGGUAAAAUAUGACAGUUAUUAAAUUUCACAGAACUCAAUUGAACUGCUGUAAGGCAACUCAAUAAUGGCAUAUAUAUAAUUCUAAACAAGUUUUUCUUGUGCUUUUUGUAAGUUCCGAACAAAAUUGGAAAUAUGAAAAUUAACGUUAAGCUUUCAUUGUAUAGGUAUUUAUUUGUUCAUUUAAAACAAAACAAAACACACUUUCCCUUUGUGUUAGUUAUAUUUUUAUAGAAAGAAAUUGGCAUACACACCAAAAAUGUUCUAAUGACGGUGUUUCAUUUCUAAAGUGUUUUCACACCAUAAACAAAUUAAUUUCUUGAAGAUUUAUUCAAUCGGAACAAAAAAAAACAAACUUUAAAAAAUAAAAAUGGGUUAAAUGGAUAAUUCGUUGACUUUUGACUCAUGACAUGAAACAACGCUUGACGUGCAACAAAUGCUACAGAAAAAAGUACUAUUUAUCUACUAUUUUAAUUAAUAGAUGCUACUUUUAAUUAUGCACUGUAAAUUGAUAUCUGCAAACAAAGAAACUUACAAACAAAGAAAAAAAAACACUCAUGAAAAAAAUCAACAAGAAUACAAGAAUAUUUUUAAAAACAAAAAUUUUUUCACUGGAAAAUUCUUCUUAAUUAUAAGUUUAAAUUCUUAGAACAUCAGGUUGUGCUGGUCAUUUUCAGUCGAAAGCUGCCAAUCGAUCUGUAUUAGCCUCAAAUCAUAGGGUUUCAUCAAAACAUAUGUGUAAAAUAUGAAUUUUUUCUUCAUUCACACACAAUUUAGCAAUUCUUUUCACAUCAUUUUCUCAUUUUGUUUUGAAACACAAAACGAAUAAAUCAUUCAUUCGAAUAACCCGAAAAAUUCCUUUUUAAAUACAUCACAAAACCUACAAUAUAUUAUUUUCAUUUUAGAAAACUAUGUUUAUUUAUACGCAUUCGAGAAUGCAAACUCAAUUAACAAAGGAACAAACGUACACAAAUUUUAAUUUAAUCAAGCACUUCAUUGCUUUCAUUUUUGUUUAAAUUUUUGAAUUGUUUCAUUCAGAAAUGUGCACAGACCCAAUUCGAAAAGCAAUCAAAUUGCAUUCAAUUUGUAUCAAAUCAUCAUCCAAAUAUCAAAUGACAACAAGAACAAAACUAGCAAUGCACUUUGAACUAUAUAUUCGUAAAAUAAAUUUAAAGAAUACAAAAAAACGUUGAUUGAUUUUUAUUUGUUUCGAUGGAGCACAAAAGUAAUACUUUAAAUUGAUCUAAUUGUAAACUAAAAUUGUAAAUAAAAUGGCUGGCAUGAAGUCAUUUACUUAUUUAAAAUUUUCGACUAGAAAAAUCAAAUUUGAAAAAAGAGUUGGAUAUGUUGGAAUGGAUUGAAAUGAAUACUAAUGUUAUUUACUUGCUUGUAUAAAUAAGAAAAUCUUAGACUAAAUAACACAUGAAUGAAAGCAACGUCACACACCGACAUUUAUUUGAAAAUAAAUCACUUCACAAUGACAUACAGCACAUUAAAAUUAGCUGAAUAUAAAUGUAGUAUAGUCGUUUAGAUUUUGUUAUAAGAACCUAAUUUUAAAGAAUGGAACUAACGGGAUCGCAAUCUAUAUAUAAAAGCUCUGUAAAUUUUGCAAAUCGA
Messenger RNA from Contarinia nasturtii (swede midge), 7764 nucleotides. It is a transcript of the gene e(y)3, whose product is annotated as serine-rich adhesin for platelets. The coding region runs from base 376 to 5973 and encodes 1865 amino acids. The transcript is spliced from 12 exons. Lineage: Eukaryota; Metazoa; Arthropoda; Insecta; Diptera; Cecidomyiidae. The record is from RefSeq and is a predicted model, not a curated record.